Messenger RNA from Guillardia theta CCMP2712, 561 nucleotides. RefSeq lists its product as hypothetical. The record is from RefSeq and is a predicted model, not a curated record. The coding region runs from base 1 to 561 and encodes 186 amino acids. Lineage: Eukaryota; Cryptophyceae; Pyrenomonadales; Geminigeraceae. The transcript is spliced from 6 exons.
AUGCUGUCUCUUCGGUCGAAUUUGCAUGGCGACGGGUUGUUGCUUAUGAUGGAGAUGCAAAAGGGUCACAAUGAGGCCAUGGACGUCCUUCGAAGUCGUGUGAGGUCUUUGGAGCAGGAGAUCGAAUCGAACAAGGAGGAUAUGAGCGCAAUCUUGCAGAUCAAGGAUCAGCUGCGGACAAGAAGCCAGGAAUGUCUGGAGCUGAGCACAGCGUUCGAAGAGAUCGAGAAGGAGAAUGUGGAAAGUCUCGCCAUCGCAGCCCAGGCGAAGCAGGCGAGAGAAGAUGCGGAGCGGCAGCUUGCGGAGGAGAUCAAGAGGCACACAGUGGAGAAGAACGAGCUGGUCCGCCAGCUGAAACAGGAAGAGAGCAAGGGAGAGGAGGGAGGAGCAAGUAACGUGCAAGCGAGGAUUCUGCUCAGCCAUAACAGUCAGGACGAGAGCGCUACAGCGUUCGAGCUGGUGGCAGUUCUCUCGAGCCUCGAGGAGCGCUGCAAGGCGAGUGACUCUGCUCUCAGCUCUCCUUCUUCCCUGACCCCAGCUGGUCCAGAGCUUGUCUCUUGA